Messenger RNA from Bemisia tabaci, 2095 nucleotides. RefSeq names its product endoplasmic reticulum oxidoreductin-1-like protein (gene Ero1L). NCBI's taxonomy places the organism in Eukaryota, Metazoa, Arthropoda, Insecta, Hemiptera, Aleyrodidae. Gene Ontology annotation, molecular function: thiol oxidase activity; protein-disulfide reductase activity; FAD binding. The record is from RefSeq and is a predicted model, not a curated record. Gene Ontology annotation, cellular component: endoplasmic reticulum; endoplasmic reticulum membrane. Gene Ontology annotation, biological process: protein folding in endoplasmic reticulum.
GCGCAGGGCGCGCUACUCUUGGCUACUCUCUCGUUUGUUGUCAUUAUUGUCAUUCUGUACUCUCUUGAUUUUCCGUCUUCCGCGGCAACCUUUUGGUUUACGUGUAAUCGCCAAUCGCUCGGAAAACUGAGUUUAUUCCAAUAGUGUCUCCAAAUUUCGUGCUGUUCUAAGGAGGAUUAUUCGGUUAGAAGUGAAAAUCAACUGUUCAUUCUUCGGCAGACUAUACGUGUUUGUGCGCCCCGACAGAAAUGUCAACUAAGUUGUGUUUUGAAUGUGGUCAUUAUGCAUAACGACCGUGAACUUCCAAAUUGUACGUCGCCUUUUAAAGCUCUGAUAAUUUUACGAUCAGGUUGUGUUGUUGUGUUAUCAAUCUUCUACUCUCACUAACAUGAGAAAUUUUCUUUCCGAAGUCUACAUUCUCAAGCUAGUCACUGGUUCUUCAUCACAGCCCAGUUUUUACCAAGCUACAUCGAUCAUUUAAGAUGCACUUUUGUACCCUAUGUUUAAUUUUAUGGACAACAGUUGCAUCUGUCAGCUGCAUUUUCUUUGGAGCAGACAAAACCAUCAAUGAACUUUGUUUCUGCAAGCUGCAAGGGAAGGUUGAUGACUGUAACUGCACCAUUGAUGCUGUCGACUAUUUCAACAACAAGAAAGCUUAUCCAAGGAUUAGUAGUCUUGUCUUGAAAGAUUACUUCCGGUUCUACAAAGUGAAUUUGAAAGCUAAAUGCCCAUUCUGGACUGAUGAUAGUAGAUGUGCCAUGCGUUACUGUAAUGUGAAGCCGUGUCGCCAGUCUGACCUUCCUCCCGUCUACAAAGGAUUUGCAAAUGGUGGAGAUGUAUCUUACACGCUAUCAAAGAAUCUAGCAAGCGAUGACUGUGAGCAAGACACCAAUGCAGAGCUCAGCUUCCUGAACACAACUCUGAGUGCAUCAAUCAUGGAAGACUUUGCUGCUUGGAAAGCAUACGAUGAUGCCCAGGACUACUACUGUCAGUUACCAGAUGUUGAUGAUGAAGCAGAAUAUGUGGAUCUAACGCUGAAUCCAGAGCGUUUUACUGGUUACAAAGGAAAAUCAGCACAUCGUAUUUGGAACUCAAUCUACAUGGAAAAUUGUUUCAGGCCCAAAAAUUCUUAUGGUGCUUACAUUCGGUCCUCAAAAUUAAAUGUUGCAGGUAUGUGCUUAGAAAAACGCGUUUUCUAUCGAGUCGUAUCAGGUCUUCAUGCCAGUAUCAAUUUACAUCUCUGUGCAAAUUAUCUUCUCUCAGAGCGAGAAUCUUAUGGUAUAAUUAGUGACACUGGGCGGUGGGGCAAGAACUUCAAAGAAUUUGAGCGACGUUUCAGUCCAGCCAUGACUGAUGGAGAAGGACCUCAGUGGCUUCGUAAUCUGUAUUUUGUAUACUCACUGGAACUGAGAGCUCUGGAAAAAGCAGCUCCUUAUCUAGAGCAAGAAAAGUACUACACUGGUCGAGAAAAAGAAGAUAAUGAAACAGUUGCAGCUGUUAACGACUUCUUGCGUGUUGUGAAAACUUUUCCCGAGCAUUUCAACGAGAGUGCAAUGUUCCAAGGGGGCGACUCAGCUAAAAAAUUGAAAGCUGAUUUCAAAAGUCACUUUCGAAAUAUAUCUAGAAUUAUGGACUGUGUUGGAUGUGAUAAGUGUAAACUAUGGGGUAAACUACAGAUACAAGGUCUAGGAACUGCAUUGAAAAUUUUAUUUGCAGACCAUGUAGACUUUGAAAGUGAAGCCCAAAAAGGACAAUUUAGUACCUUUAGGCUACGACGAAGUGAAAUUGUAGCCCUCUUCAAUAGCAUUGCAAGGCUAUCAUCUAGUAUUUAUGAGUUGGAUCAAUUCGGACUGACUAUGAGGUAGUUCGUGUGAUAUGAGUCAUUUAACUCCGGAUGUCGCCUCCAAUUCAACUCAAGCCUCAAGUCUCGAAUUGAGAAGCUGUGUAGAACAUGACCAACAAUGAGCCCCCAUAGUGUCAACAUCAUCUUGUCGUAAGUCUGUAACAAUUUUAUUAGUUACUCAUCUUACUAUUUAUCGAGUGUUAGUAGGACAAAAUUAGUAAAUGUGUAAAUUAUCUGAAAAAAAUGGGAUGG